Molecule: messenger RNA, 2499 nt
Organism: Aspergillus sclerotioniger CBS 115572
Lineage: Eukaryota; Fungi; Ascomycota; Eurotiomycetes; Eurotiales; Aspergillaceae
Product: telomere repeat binding factor family protein
Exons: 7
Coding region: 1-2499 (832 amino acids)
Source: RefSeq, a predicted model, not a curated record
AUGCGUGACAUCCGCCACCGCCAAACAAACCAGAUAGUUUCGGACCACGAUUGGCUCGGAGGUAGAAUGGAUCAAAGAGAUGCCGAGGAGAGCGAGCAGGAAGUAGAUGUUGGAGAGUUGGUAGGCGAGGGAAAGGGAGGAGGGCGUGAUGGUGUUGGUUUCGUCGGGGUUGAGGGGGAUUUGGGAGAGGAUGAAGUCUUGGGGGUGGAGAUGGGGGUAGAGGGAUCCGGAGAGGCUGGUUUAUUGGGCUGGUUAGCGAGAUGGGAAUUGAAGGGAUUGGGUAUGGGGAGGGGGGAGACGUACAGGGAGAUGGGCUCGAGGAUGCCGAAGAUUAGUUUGGAAGGGCGAGGGUGUUGGUGGAGAGAUGAAGAUGGAGAUGGACAGAUGGAGAUGGAGCUGGGGAGAGCUGAUUACUGCAUUGGUCUGGGUAAGACGCAUGAAAAAAGUGCUGACUCAGCCGCUCAGCCAUCUGCUCAUUUCUCCGCGGGACUUCCGCUGGCCUUCCGCUGGCCUCCUCCAUCAAUCACUACUUCACUACUUCACUACUACCUAUCAUCUAUCAACAACAAUAACUGUGAAAAUGGCACCUUGCCUCGUGGCAUCCCUUUCAUGCUACAUGGUGUUCUUUAUCCCCCAGUGAUUCAUUCCCGCAUGGGUUGUCCCCCGAAUGGGUUCCCCCCCAUUAUGGACUCCAACGCUUCCUUCACCCGCUCCUUCGACGAGUCGGUGAUCCGCGAACUCCCCCAGCUUCAGACUCUCCGCAUUGCUCCCCUCCGCCAGCCCGUGUCCCGUCUCCGAGGCAUUCCUUCCCCGCUUGAGCCUAAUGCCAGCCGCGUCCGGGAUGCCCCCAGCAACACCAACAACGCCUCCAUCCUCCCCGUUCGCAAUGACUCGGGCCUGUCCGGAGCCCCCGACGGGGUGAUUUCCCGGCCCAAGAAGACGGAACCCUCGGUGGACUCGCUCCUCAGCUUAGAUCCCCCACCGCCCCGGCCAAUUCUACCGGCCUUUGUCAAUCUCCGCGCCCUGGAACGUUUUUCCUACUCGUUCGAUGACGACAGUCUCCACUUCCGCAAACGCCGGCGUUUGGGCGUCCAGACGGAGACGUUCAGCGAGCACCUGCAAUUGCCCAUUCCCCAGGCCCACAAGGAGCAGCGGCCGCCGCCCUUUGGGCCUUUUGCCAUUCUGAAUGGUCUCAAUGAGCCGCCUCCAAAUGCGGCCCUGCUCCCCCCGAUCGAACCUGGUUCGAUCACGCAGCUCUUGACUAAACCAUCCCGGGCCAGCGCGGUUGUGGAGCCCGCCUUAUUCACUGCUAAUGCUGUUGCAGAUAGCCAGAUCAUGGAACGACGAGAGGGCCGAAUUGAGGAAAUCCUGGACUCCCCGAUCGAUCGCACGGCGGACGGGGAGAUCACCAGUGGACUGCUGGACGAGGUCACUGCGGUGGAACCGACGAGAUCCGACAAGACCGAUACAGAGACUGAUCCCCGAGACGCCUCCGCGGAGGAAAAUGCCGAGCCACUGUCGCCCAAGACACGCGGCCGGUCUCGCAAGAAUCUCCGCAAGUGGACCGAGGAGGAGACAACAGCCCUGCUGCGCGGGGUGGUCAAGUGCGGGAUUGGCAACUGGACGGCGAUUCUGGCCCAGCCCGAGUUGAAGUUCAACAAGCGCAGCGCAUCCAACUUGAAAGAUAGGUUCCGUGUCUGUUGCCCGUGGGCGUACCGGGCGGCGGACCCCAAUGAAGCCACCAAGCAACUGCAUGACACGCUCGCCAACGCCCUCUCGCGAGCGGAGACCGAAGGUUCCGAUGGACAAGCGGGGAAAAUCCACCUGCCAUACCCACGUCCUGCGGAGUCCCAUGGCAGCGGGAGUGCCGUGAUUUUAAACGAGUCCUCCGGCUCCAAGGAAGCUGACCCGAAAGGCACUAAGGCCACUAAGAACAGCUCUCUCUCCAAAACCACCCCGACCCUCUCUAGUAGAUCGACAUCGACGCUAGCGUCUCUAGGCAUCCCCGAACCACACUUUACCAUGAAAUCGCGGCGACGCUCUCGACGGCCGUUCACGGUGGUGGAGGACGAGGCGUUGCUGAAAGGGUACGCCGUACACGGCUUCCAAUGGACACUGAUCCAGCAGGACAAACGCUUAAACCUGAGCCAUCGCCGGGCCACAGACCUGCGCGACCGAUUCCGGACGAAAUUUCCGCACGCUUACCGGGACGGGGGUUCCGUGAGUGGACGAACCCUGCAUGGGAAAAGCCUGAAAGAGGGCAAAGAGCGUGUUCCUGGCAACGAACCGGGGCCACCUGCACGGCCCAGACCUGGUGCCCACGCACGCGGGCCCAUUGAUCCUGCGCUGGCGCCUCCGGCACCGCCGCAGGGGCUGCAUGAGAGCUCGAGCAGUGCUGGGCCAGGGGUGUUUCCGUUUCCGCUGGACGAGAAUGGGUCGGGGGAAGCGUCCUGGGCGGAUAAUACGCUUGCCCCGAUGAUGUGGGAUGAGCUUGCAUAG